Molecule: messenger RNA, 4684 nt
Organism: Bactrocera latifrons
Lineage: Eukaryota; Metazoa; Arthropoda; Insecta; Diptera; Tephritidae
Product: longitudinals lacking protein, isoforms J/P/Q/S/Z-like
Biological process (GO): regulation of transcription by RNA polymerase II
Cellular component (GO): nucleus
Molecular function (GO): protein binding
Source: RefSeq, a predicted model, not a curated record
GGCUGCCGCAGUAACAAUACAAGCUCUCAGGAAUACGGUUGGUCCAGCGGGUGGACGAUAGUUGCUUACAUUUUUACUAAGUAACUAAGCAACACCAAUAUUGUUACUAGCGUACAUAUACACAUACAUACAAAACCACAAAAGGAACAUACAAACCUACACGCUCUAAAGUAUAGAAGGAAAAAGUUUAUAAACGUGAAAAGCGCAAAUUGCACGUUCGUUCAAAAAAAAUAAUAAUAAUAAAAAAAUAGAAAUAGGAAUACUUACAUGUAUACAUAUACAAUAUAAACGUAUAUAAGCUUGUGUGCGCUAUUGAUUUGUGUGUGUGCGUGAAAUUCAUAAAGUAAAUAAAAUCUUAGAAAAAAUAACAAAACAAAUGAAAAAACGAAGAAAUAUUUAAUAAUAAAAUUAAACAACUCGACCAAAUGCAUAAUCAUUAACUGCUAUGUGUUAAACGUUUUCGAACAUAAGUAACUGUGAAAUCGGUACGCUAUUUCGCUUUUGUAUGUAUUAUGUGAGGUAUAUUGGAACAAAAAGUUGGGGAAAUUCGUGUAUGUCAAGCAAAAACAGUUGGUGUUAAGGUCGUACGGAAAGUGUGACAGUCAGUGAAGGGUGCAUGACAAAUGAACUCCACUUUGGCAGCUUAAGAAGCGCAGCGCUAGAACCAUAACAUUACCUGAUGCAUCUCUUCGCAAGAGAGAGCGUGCCUAAAAAUUACAAUUACUGUUGCAGUUUCAAUAUUGUGAAGGAAUUCUCUAGUUAUAACAUUUUGGUAUUACACUUCUAAGAACAUUCAUUCAACGUCUACAGAAACAGAAAAUUAAGAACUAAAAACUGCAAAAUUAUAAUCUGUUGCGGGAUUGGUUUCCCCAUAUAAUUUUUCACCAUAAAUUGCCCAUCAUCAAACAAUACUGCUUUUAACAUUGGCGUCAUAACUACAUCCUCGUGGGACCAUCGCUGUCAGUUGGCGCCAUGGAGGACGAUCAGCAGUUUUGUCUUCGGUGGAACAACCAUCAGAGCACGCUAAUUAGCGUAUUCGACACUCUGUUAGAAAAUCAAACACUUGUCGAUUGCACAUUAGCCGCUGAGGGAAAAUUCCUUAAAGCUCAUAAAGUGGUGCUGUCUGCGUGCAGUCCAUUUUUUGCCACUUUACUGCAACAGCAGUAUGAUAAACAUCCGAUAUUUAUUUUGAAGGAUGUCAAAUACCAAGAAUUGCGUGCCAUGAUGGACUAUAUGUAUCGUGGGGAAGUUAAUAUUUCACAGGAUCAAUUAGCUGCAUUGCUAAAAGCGGCGGAAUCACUGCAAAUCAAAGGUCUGUCAGACAACCGCAGUGGUAGUACGCCGAAAACAGAACAACACCGUGGUUUAAAUGUACCUGGAAGUGGUAGUAGUAUCGGUGGCGGUGGUAAAUUGAGUGGUUAUACACUCGAGCAGACGCAGUCGAAACGUCCUCGUGUUGGACCAUCCCCCAUGGAGACUGCCGAUAUAUCAGGAUCCCGCGAGGGUUCAUCUAGUCCAUCUAGACGUCGAAGGAAAGUUAGACGCAGGAGUGUCGAAAAUGCUAUGUCCGCAGACGUUCAUGACAAUUCCAACUCUUCUCAAAUCAAUCAAUCGUCACUUCAACCACAACAACAACAGCAACCACAAACCAAUGCAAAUCUAACUGGGGUUGGGGCCUUAGCGGCAGCCACCUCGUCACUUCCAGUUUCGGCAACCGCACUAUCGACCGGUUCAAGUAGUGUUUUAGCAGCAACUGGUUCCAUAGUUAGCACACAAGGCACUACUCAGCAAAUGACCACAAACAUUACCAAAAAGACUGAAAGCGUUAAGGGAGCAAGCGAUGCCAUGAAUUCAGAAAAUAUACCAACAGUGGGUGUAGUUGGUACCGGAGAUGAACAAAAUGUUGAACAUCUUAAGGGUGAAAAGUCCAAUCACAAACAAAAGUCAUCGGCACCUGGUGUUGCUGCUAAAGAAACUGCCGAAAUGGUAAUCGAACCGAAAAGUGAAUAUGAAGAAGAAGGCAAUGAGGAAACCGUUGAAGAUUUAACAUUAGACGAUGAGGAAAUGGGUAUGGAUGAUUUAGAUCAAAAUGCCGGUACAAGUCAAGCUGGUGAAGGAUCGAGUCAAGGAUAUGCACCGUGGCAACAUGACAGAUCUCAGGACGAGUUAUUAUUGGCGCCACAAGAAGCACAGCAACGGGAUCCACAAGAUGAUGUGGCAAUUUCAACUUCUUCAACUGGUGCGGCACUUACCUCAGCAGCCGGCCCCAACGUCUACAGCGCCGAAGCACAAACUCAGUCACAAAGUGAAUCACGUAUACGCGUGCGCGACUGGCUGAUGCUGGCCGAUCAGUCUAUAUUGCAGAAGACGAUAGAGCAGCAACCAGACCAAACACUAACCACAACCACUAAUGCGGCCACUAACACCGUUACCGCGGCUACGGCACUAAGCAAUGUCGAUAUGAACGCACAUACCCUAUCAAACGCAACGCCUGCAAUUGUAUCGUCCUCAAUGGCGACAACAACAGCAACAGCGGCCAAUGCAACGUCCAAUAAGCAGCCGACAUUGAUGCGCAUCGGCAGCAUUGGACGCACCACAAUAACCUGCGUGGCACCGGCGAGCACUGGCGAUGAUGGUGAGAUGAAUUUGUUGAAUAACGGUAAUAUGGGCGUAAUAUCGGCGGCAGCCUUAGCAGCUGCGGGUGUAGAACUCGAAUCGGUGGACGAAAGCAUGACCGAGGUGCUGGUGAAAAUCGAGAAUUCCUCAUCCUCAACACAGGAGGAAGAUGACGAGAUGGAGGCGGAAGGCGAGAAUGAGGGCGAAGGCGAACUCGCCGAGGACGAUGAUGAUGAUGAUGAUGAACAACAAACGGGUGAUAAUGGCAAAGAGUCCGAUUUCAAUUAUGAACUAAAGCUGUCCAGCCCCAUGUCGUGGGCUUUUGACACAGUGAAAAUCGAGAAUGAGGAGGAAUUCGAAGAUAUACUCUCCGGCGAGCAGGACACCACCAAUACCGAGGAUGAGGAUGAUCUGUUGACCACAGCAGCAGCCACAACCAAACAAGCUGCCGCCGGCUCAACCGAAAACAAUCCACGUGUAAACGCGAAUGUUACCGAGUGCGCCGAGUUGCCGGCAAGCACACGUGAGGCAGCAACGAAUCGCGCCGAGAAUGCUUCGCAUAAGGGCGGUCAGCAGCGUGCCGCUGGCAAGCGACGUACACUGUUGGAGCGCAAAGAGACGACGACAUUGCUGAGCAAGCAACAACAACAAUUGCUUUUGGAACAACAACAACACUUGCAACAUCUGCAAUUACGACCGACGCAACAGAUGCUGCAAUUCAAGCUCGCCUCCAUACCAGCAACCAUCACCUCAAUAACAACAACAACAACAACAGCGGCUACGGCUCAAAAACACAACAGCAAUGGUGUUAAGGACACCGCAAGCGUUGGUGUUGGUGGUGGUGUUGCUGCUGCUGCUGCUGGUGAUGCUGUUGGUGGCAUUAUUGUUGGUACCGCUGGCAACAGCGAACCGCAUGCGAAACUGCUUACCGCAAGCAAUAGCGGUAAAAGUAGCGCCAAUGCCGGCGAUUUUAAAUCGUCGGUUUCCGAUGAUAAACGCUAUCGCAUUCUAGUGCAAAAUCAGCGUAUGCGCAAGGAGUCGCUCGAACACUCGGAGGAUAUGAUUUAUAAUGCGGACAUCGAGAAGCCGUGGGUGUGUCGCAAUUGCAAUCGCAACUACAAGUGGAAGAAUAGUCUUAAGUGUCAUUUGAAGAACGAGUGCGGCCAACCGCCACGCUACUUUUGCAGCAAACUCUGCGGCUAUGCCACGAAUGUGCACAGCAAUUUGAAGCGUCACUUGAACACGAAAUGUCGCGACCGCAUGGAGGAGGAUCAAAAGAACAACACCAGCACCUAUACGCUCGUAUUCCAGCAAAACGAAUAAACAGCCGACCGGAAGCACGCGCACACGAACCGACGUUGCAGUUUUGUAUAGUAUAUAGCGUUCGGCCACAGUUCGCACACGCUCGUUUUUAUUAGCAAGUUGGCAAAAUUUGCAUAUUUAACGUAUUUAUUUAUGUAUGUAUUAGGCGUUUUUUAAUUUAUUUUUAUUCGUAAAAAUGGAACACUCCUUCAUUUCGAAUUUAAGUUCGGAUUUAGUUUGAAAUUCAAAGCGACGCUAGUCAAAAUUAACGGCACAUAUGAAAUAUGUUUGCAGAAACGUUCUUAAAAAUAUACAUAUAUUUAUAUAGAUAUAUUGUCGUUCUUAUAUAUUUAUAUAUUUUAGUGCGUAAAUUUUCAUUUAAAAAAUAUUUUUUUAAUUUAAAACUUUUUUCAUAUUUUUGUUGUUUUUUUUUUUGUUGAUUUGUUACUUAAGUAUUUAUUUUAUAGUGCGAGAGUCAUGAGAAAUAGUUUCUCACGCUCUUAUACGUGCGUAUACAUACAUACAUAUAGUCGUGUGUAUAUGUAUGCAUAUAUGUAGGAGCAACGCAAAAGUCAUUAAUGAAACCUUUUCUAGUCAAAUGAUGAUUAAAAGUCUUAUAGAAAAUUUAAUUACACAUAGAUAUUUAUUCUAGCAUAUGUAUGUACGUACGUAUUUAACAUUGCAAUUUAUACACAUAUACAUAUGUUGCUGUCAUUUUAGUUUAAUACAAAUUUAAUUGUUUUUUUGACGCAAAAAAAAAAUAUAU